This is a messenger RNA of Aspergillus uvarum CBS 121591, 918 nucleotides long. Its product is annotated as SUR7/PalI family protein. The transcript has 2 exons. The record is from RefSeq and is a predicted model, not a curated record. Bases 1 to 918 code for a protein of 305 amino acids. Gene Ontology annotation, cellular component: plasma membrane; cell cortex of cell tip. Gene Ontology annotation, biological process: fungal-type cell wall organization. NCBI's taxonomy places the organism in Eukaryota, Fungi, Ascomycota, Eurotiomycetes, Eurotiales, Aspergillaceae.
AUGAAUCAACUUGGGCGAUUUGCAUGGAUCAUUGGACCAUGCGUCCUGACAACUGGCUCGCUCAUAUGCCUUAUUAUCGUUGCCCUGGGUUGCAGAGACGCUAACAAGGCCGAACGUUUAUAUUCCUUCCGUUUCGAGCUCAAAAAACUGACAACUUCGCCUAACUCCGUGGUUAGCGCCGGACUCUGGAACUAUUGCGCCGGCGAUAUUACCGCAGAUAGUACCUAUAGCACGACCUACUGCUCGACUCCCCAGGGCGGCUUCUGGUUUGACCCGGUCGAUAUUUGGGGUCUCAAAGGAGCCGAUAUGCGGUAUGCUAUGCCCAGCGAACUUCAAAGGGCGCUCAGCGUCUAUCGCACUGCCUCACUAGGGAUGGAGAUCUCAUAUCUUCUCGCCAUCUGCGCCAACAUUUUAGGAAUCGUAGUUGGUCUCCUAACCGGCUUCUGUCGCUUGGGAAUCUGCUUUACGUGGCUGCUGACCGGCAUAUCGCUCCUAUUCACAACGGCUGCCGCUGUUACUUCUACUACGCUCUUCUCCACUCUUGCAGGCGUACUCAAGCUCACCUUGAAGCCGUACGGCAUUUACGGCCACCUGGGCAAGAACAUAUACGGAGCGACCUGGCUUGCGGUGGCCUUGUCUUUUCUAGCCACUAUGGUCUGGCUGGUUGAUUGUUGUUGUGCCCCCGGUAGAAAUACACACCAUUCGCAGGAAAGAAAGCCUCUGGCUGGCUUGGAGCAUGAUAAGUCUUACAAUUACAACUCUCUUCCUGCGGCUGGAGUUCUGAAAACAUCCUAUCCACCUUCUCCACCUCCUCUCUUUCCUCCUUCGCAGGGUCCAGGGCUGCACCUGUACCCUAUGAAUCAAGUACCGCAGCAUCGUGGACCAUCUGGUACUUUUGAGCUGCAUCGCCAUGCCUGA